This is a messenger RNA of Scleropages formosus (Asian bonytongue), 4078 nucleotides long. RefSeq names its product tumor necrosis factor alpha-induced protein 8-like protein 2. The record is from RefSeq and is a predicted model, not a curated record. Lineage: Eukaryota; Metazoa; Chordata; Actinopteri; Osteoglossiformes; Osteoglossidae. Gene Ontology annotation, cellular component: cytoplasm. The transcript is spliced from 3 exons. Gene Ontology annotation, biological process: regulation of apoptotic process. Bases 211 to 771 code for a protein of 186 amino acids.
UCUAACUCAAAUGAUCUUGAGCGAGAGUGGCAGCAAGCAGACAGAGCGGGAACAACUAGAAAGCCGCAAGUUUUCUUGUUUUUUUCUACCUUUUCAGAAGGGGGCCUGUAAACUGAUACUUGUGUGCCGCGUACCUGACUGAAGAGCAGCAAGGGACAAAAAAGGACAAACAGGAGGAGGAAGGGGGGCACCGACCGAGACGCAGCUGUGAUGGAGAAUUUCAGCUCUAAAGACAUGGCCAUGAAGGCCCAGAAGAAGAUUCUGAGCCACAUGGCCAGCAAGUCCAUGGUGCAGAUGUUCAUUGAUGACACCAGCAGCGAGAUCCUGGAUGAGCUCUACAGAGUUUCCAAGGAGCACACCGGCAAUCGCUCCAAGGCCCAGAAGGUGGUGAAGGACCUCAUUAAGAUCGCCGUCAAGAUCGGCGUGCUCUUCCGCCAUAACCAGUUCAGUGCCGAGGAGAUGGGCUUGGCGCAGCACUUCAAGAAGAAGCUUCACAUGGGUGCCAUGACUGCUAUAAGCUUUCAUGAGGUGGAGUUCUCCUUCGACAAGGCUGUGAUGUCGAACAUCCUGACGGAGGCGCGGGACAUGCUGCUGAAGCUGGUGGAGAAACACCUCACACCCAAGUCCCACGGGCGCAUCCAGAACGUCUUCAACCAUUACGCUGACCAGGACCUGCUCGAGCACUUGUACAACCCCGAGGGCAGCCUAUGGCCCAACCUCACAAAGAUCUGUGCCGGCCUCAACAAGCUGGUGGAGGACGGGAAGCUAUGAUGCCUGGACUUCGGCUGGGAAGGGACCGCUGGGUUGAGACCCAACUGGAACAGUGUGGAUGACCAGCUCAGAUAACACAAAGGAGGCGCUGAGGUCUCGUCCUUCUUGAAACGGACAGCAGGGGGUACAGUGGUUAAGGAGCUGGGUUUGUCACCAAAAGAUGGCGCGCUCGUAUUCUAGGAAUGAAAGUGCUGUUCUGCCUUUGACAAAGGUACCUUGCGAGAAUUUCUGUUCAAAAAUAUCCUAACCUGUCGAGGGAUGGAAAGUGUAAAUGAAAACCAUGUGUGUUGUGUUGGCCUUGAAAGCAAAUAGUACGAUGCAGCUUUGCGAGUGGGGCAAGUUACACCAGUCCAGUGUGCCACGUGCAAACCGUGCCUUGUUACAUUUAUAAGUGAAUGCCGUCAUGUACAUGACUUCAUUCAAAGAAGUAUCAAGACUGUAAGUACUGUAAGCAGACAAAUUGUGACGUUCAGCCAUUUAAAUGACAAAUCCAAGCCCCUUCCACCUUUUUUUAUUACAGUAUCAGCUGUUGACAAUUACAAAAUUUUUAAUUUAUUUUUUAAUGUUUGUGAUGUGUCAACAUUCGACUUUUUUUUCAAGCAGAGAGCUGAAAAGUUACAAUCUAAAUGAAAUCUUACUGAAUGUGUAUUUUUUCAGUGCGCGUCCCCGAGUGCAAAAUAACCUCAUUUUCCUUCAAAGGAGAAUUGAGUUUUCUUGACGACGGAGGCAUAACAAAUACCCGAAAAGGACGUGAUUUUGCAAUAUUAUUUUCUUUGCUCAAAAAUGUGUAUUUGAAGAUACUGCCUCUAAAUCGUGGAGGCAGACAGCGCAGCAGAUUGGAAUAUGAAUUAUUAGGGAAAGGAACGACGCGAAACUGAAGCGCUCCAUCUAGUGGCCGUAUCAAGUAAUGCAAAAUUGCCAGAUUAUCGGGCAAUUCGAACAACCUAGUGUGUGUUUGUAGUUUGAAACACAACACAGGAUAGUUACAGGUGUCACUGGGUCUUCUGACCAUUUAUUUUUUCAAAGUGGGAAAAAUCAGGUGACGACCAAAUCGGAAUUCGCUUCUCAUCGCGUUCAAUUCCCCCUCCCUUUUUAUAUGAUUUUGCAACAAAAUAAUAAAGUAUGCAUCGAUUACAACAAAACCAUCCAGAUGAUUUCUUCUUUGUGAUUUUACCAGUCCCAGACCACUGGUAAAUUAACUGGGAUGUGUCGGAGAAUGACAGCGUCUCUUAAACUGCUUACAUAAAAUUGCUACACAUUUCAAAUAAGCUCAUCUGUGCUGUAACACUUUUUCCACACAGAUAAAAAGUCAGAUGCCACAUUUUCACGGGUGAAUAAUUUGUGUCCUUUAAUGCUUAUUAUACACGUGGCCAAGCUGAACUAAUACUCGUGACAAUGACUUUUAUUGAAUUUUGUUCAAUUACUUUAGUGGAUGUAUAAUAAAAUGUUGUGAUUUUUAUAGAUUCGCCCAGUAGGUGUCACUAUAACCCACAUUGAUUGUCACUCCCAUAGACGCAAAGAAAGUAGGAAGUGAGUCAAUGAGCUCCUUUCCUCUCCUCUCCUCGCCUCUCCUCAGCUGUAAGCUUUGCUCAUUAGUGGCAGCUGGAGGAAAAAGUGUAAUGAGAACCGGCUUCAGAUCCACCAUUGUUGUCGUUCUUCCCGCUGCCUAAGGGUCUGGUUUGAAGUCUUCCACUUCAGAGCUCUUCCUGUUAGCCAGUCUGCAGCAUCUGCUCGCUCCGGCACUUUCUUAACAAGGUCUUCGAGUGUCAUCUCACUCGUGCCCCUGCUGGAUCCUCCGGGGCGCACGUGAUGAAAUCCGCUUCCUGCUCGGCCCAAGUGGGCGGAGAGAAGCGGUUUCACUUCAAUAAAUCGAGGGACUGAUUUCUUUGCAGCUCCGAAAAAACAGCAGGUGGUUAAAUGCAGCAUUUCUGCAAGGUCUUAGGCAACAGAAUGGUUAAGGGAAGGCUGGUGAUUUCAGGUUCCUAGUAGAGAUAAGACUGUUUCUUGUUCUGCCCGAAGUUAGAUUAAUGCUGAGGUCUAGCGGCCUGCUUCCCCACCCUCCAACUGUCUACAACCGUAUAUCACAUUAUAGCUCAACUGCUGUGUCCCGGACCCUUUUCAAACCGACCCCCACCCAGCCAGCAGGUGCGAUGCAUGCGCUCCUACAGUGAAAUUAGAGCGGAGUCAAGCGCCAAAUCUCGCACAGCACCAGUAACAACCACCGGUUCCCACUUCAGCGACUCGAACGUGACUUUUAGCAGGAGAGCAACAACUCCGAAAUGAACGACACCCCUAGAGCAGGACGCGUCCGCAAGCGGCAGUGACGUGACGCUCCUCUUCGGGCUGAGAAAUUCCCAAGAGGUUAGCAGCUGUUCGCAUGUGCAAGAAAUACAUCUGACUUCUCCAUCGUGGGUGCCCCCCAUACACCGUAAAAAGAAAUGCAUUUGAAGCACUCCGUAACUCGACACAGGUUUUUUAGUGCUAACGGGCGGCUCCCAGCACAAUGCAGCGAACACAGAGACACCCUGCGGUACGGAUCAACCCACCGCCACAGACACUGAACACAAGAACAACAAUCUCAGCUGCCUUUGCCUUUACUAAGUCAGCCAUGCCAUCUUAAAUAUACUGUAGUGUACUGUAGUACAUUGCGCUGCAGCGUUAUCAUCCGCUAGUUCGUGUUUCCACGGUUUACCUCUUUCAUAUUUGCUUUAAAGAAAAUGAUAACUUUACCUAAGUGUUACCAGCUGGUUAUUUACUUCAGAAGAGUGCUAGAAGGUCACCGUAAGGCAUGCUUUGGGAAGUAAACGUAGAACCUUUUCGAUAUGAAACCAACAGUCUUUCCUGUGGUUGUUCCACAGAUGCGUGCGAUUCGUGCAGAAAUGUUUACGGAAGUUCACAAACCAGAUGUGAUUACAAACUGCUGGGUGGGCGAGCAAAAUGUCUGGGAGUCCAAUAAGCGGAUGGCAGAUGAGAUAGAGUCUGAUCUGGGCUGGAUGUGACCAAAGGUCUUUGACCGCAAGGCGCGCUGACUGGGAGCUUCUCCAUUUGUGCUGCAGGUGAUCAGUGUGAUAGGCAACGGGAGCAGCUGGCCGUGUCCAGACCGAUGCUGCCGUGUCUCGCUGGGUGUCCACUUCCAUCUGCCAUCACUGCUGGCUCACGCAGAGUGCCAAAAUAUACAAGGAGCAACAAACUCGUUCUGUUCAGGAGUGCCUCUAGGGCGCUGCAAGUUCUCUCUUUUUUUCAUUUUACAGCAUAAAUACCACAUAGAAAUGUUAUCAGCAGAAAGAGAAACAAAAACUGCCAUCUA